AUGAAUUCAGAUAUAUUAUAUAAUCCAUAUUAGUCCACUGUAUAUUAUUUCCAAUAAUUUACAAAUUACUAAUAGCAAUUUAUUCCAUAUAGUAAUUAAAUGUUUAAAUUAGCUUAAAAGUGAUAAUAUAAUAAUAGAAUGUACCAAUGUAGUUUACAUAAUUAAAUUAUGAUUUGAGAGUAUAGCCAAUAAAUAACUAUACAAAUUAUUAAUAAGAUGUACCAGAAAUUAAUAAUAUUGACUUAAAUAAUCAUUUAACUUAAGUAGAGUUAGGAUUUUAAGAAAAAUCCCCAUCAAAAGAAGAAGACUCUUAAGUAAGAGUUAAUGGUAAGAAUUUCUUAUAUAUAUAGGUCAUUGGACAAACUAAGAACAUUUAUUAUAUUUAGAGUUUGUAAAAAAUCACGAAUCCAUCUUAAAAUCAAAAUAUGACAAAAAAUCUAAAAAAAUAUUCAAAUUAAUGAGUUAAUACAUACCAACAAGAAACGCUACUUAGUGCAGAUCGCAUCAUUAAAAGUUUAAUCCUUUAAUUAAAAGAAAAUUAAAGAAAUCAUUUGGUUAUACUCCUAUUGUGAUUCCUCCAUAGAGUUGA
This is a messenger RNA of Paramecium primaurelia, 589 nucleotides long. NCBI's taxonomy places the organism in Eukaryota, Ciliophora, Oligohymenophorea, Peniculida, Parameciidae. The record is from the annotation of a GenBank genome assembly.